Hydatigera taeniaeformis is the source of this 669-nucleotide messenger RNA. NCBI's taxonomy places the organism in Eukaryota, Metazoa, Platyhelminthes, Cestoda, Cyclophyllidea, Taeniidae. The record is from the annotation of a GenBank genome assembly.
AUGGUAAUGACACUGCUGAGGCGUUAUUACUGGCUUUUCGAGGCCAAUGCAGAGUCACGGGUGGAGGAAGUGAUUGAUGACGUGCAUCUGACGCCAACGGUUGGAGCUGACGCAGGUUCCUCUCUAGAUUUCAUAUAUCUAAAGGCGCUUCUCGAACGUCUCUGCUGCACCCUUACUGAGGUCAUGGCCAACGCAAUCAGCAUUUGCGAUCCUUUUGAAGGGGCCAAGGACCACCAAGGACCUCCAACUGGCGAAAUGGAAGCACUCGAGCAAACCCUAUUCGCUCCCAUCACAAGAUUGAACACAGCGGAGUGUAAUUUUGAGCAUCCACCUGAGGUCAGAGGCUUGCUGACCACACUGGAUCCUACGCCAUGCAGACUUGAUGCGCCGCCAUCACCCAUCCAAACCACUCCACUUCCUCAGCAAGGCACACCACCUCCCAUUUCUGCCCUCACUGUUACCACUUCCUACUGCCUACAUUUUACGACGCUCACCUACUUCUCGUCCCUUUCCUGCCUACGCUUUAAGCCGGCCUACUGCUCCACAUCAGUAACAUUUCCUUCCCCGCCUAUUGCAUUGUUUACGGGUCAAGUAAGGCGAUAUGCAGGGGUGCGAUUAGGUGUGUGGUAUGUGAUAUCCAACCCCUUCCCUUCCUUCGCUGCCUCAUGA